GUAGGUUCGGCCUCAGCAGUGCAAACCAAUUCAGUUGUGCUACUCCAUCCAGCCUACGAUUUGUCUCGGUAUAUUUACCCCCAUCAGUUCGGUUUUGAUCGAGUAUGAUUCGACUCCGGAGUCAAUUAUUUCUCCGAUAGAAACCAGGCUCUGCCACUUGAUUCAACUUGUCGCCCCCAUCCCCAUCGGGAUCUCCAUGGGUGUCGGAUUCUCGUCGCCCUUCUCACAACCAAAGGGGGAAGAUCGCCUCAGUGCGCUUCCUGAUGAUAUUUUGCUGUCUAUCUUGGAGAGAGUGGACGACCUAAGAACCGUAGCAAGGACAAGUGCGCUAUCAACACGGUGGAGGCGGCUGCCUUGGUUCCUGCCCGAGCUCAUCAUUGACGCCGAUGAUUUCAUAUCCGGUCCGCACCCAAGGGGAAAGCCUAUUGAGGCUAAGGUCAUCCAUGACGCGAUGCUCACUCUAACCGCAGCGACAAGGAGUUUAUUUGCUAAACCUCAGAGAGAAUCUGCUGUCGCAGAGCUGCAACUUGAGAUCUACUUGAUCGACACUUUCUUAUGCGAUAAUAUUGGCCCACUGGUAUCUGACGCAGUCGACCGUGGUCUGCUGAAAGAUUUAGACCUUGCCAUUCUCGACGAGAAGGGAACUUCUGGACGUUCUCCGUCAGAUGAGAUAAAGCGUGCUCAGGAUAUUGAUGGAUUUUUCUGUGCCUACCCUAGUGUCCUCCAUUGUCUCACGAGCCUCUCUCUCUAUGGUGUGAGUUUUCUCCAAUUGGACAUCCAUCAUAUCCUGUUUGACUGCUGUAACCAGCUGAAGCAUUUAUAUCUCUAUUCUUGUGAUGUUGGUCCUUUGUGGAAGAUAGAUGCACCAAAUUCAAAACUUCGUGUUCUGGUGCUCUACAUGUGUUGCUUCGAGGGAAUUGAGUUGAUAUCCCUUCCAAAACUGGAGAAACUCAGUGUGCUUGGUUGGGUAUCUCACUCUGUCCCCUUGUCUUUUGGUUUUGUCCCAUCCCUUGAGGAAUUGGACCUAGCACAAAUUCUGCUCCGUCGUCAGCAUUUAUAUAAAUUAAGUGACUUUCUCCAUGGAGCCACAGGCAUACACACUCUCACAUUGGAUUCCAAAGGAAGCGCGAUUUGGCUACAACCUGAAAUAAAACAACUCACCUCCGCAUUCAGAAAGCUAAGGAAGCUGCUCAUACUAGGUGUUUUUGUUGAAUUUGACCUUCUAUGGACUACAACUUUUCUUGAGGCUGCUCCUUCCAUUGAAAUGUUGCAUAUUGAGGUAUGUGAGCAUGCGUGCGAGUUGGGUGACGAGAACGACGAAUCUGGGAUAUUCGCUGAAAGAAUUAAUCCUCUGUGGGAGCUAGACUUCCAUGCCUCGAAGAACAUGCUAUUGAGAGAGCUCCACAUCGCCCACUUUAGGCCCCUAGAGCAGCAGCUGACAUUUAUUAGAGCAAUCCUGGAGCGAGCUCCCAAUCUUCAAACUGUGAUGCUAAACAAAGAUGGCGAGAUAUGCAACGAAUGUGAUGCCAUGGCCCUCGAUGUGCCACCCAGUGCAUCAGCUCGGCCUGCAUUUCCGAGGACCAACGAGGAGCAAGACUCGGUGGUCAGGUGGGUCAUAGAUGGCACCUUCUUCUCAGGUCAGAUAUAUUUUCGGUGAUCGACAAGAUUGUUACAAUGUUGAUAGAGUGAUCAAGUCACUGUUCAAGAAUU
Triticum aestivum (bread wheat) is the source of this 1710-nucleotide messenger RNA. RefSeq lists its product as uncharacterized. The record is from RefSeq and is a predicted model, not a curated record. Lineage: Eukaryota; Viridiplantae; Streptophyta; Magnoliopsida; Poales; Poaceae. Gene Ontology annotation, molecular function: protein binding. The coding region runs from base 197 to 1657 and encodes 486 amino acids. The transcript has 4 exons.